Messenger RNA from Eurypyga helias (sunbittern), 801 nucleotides. RefSeq names its product aminolevulinate dehydratase (gene ALAD). The transcript has 9 exons. Gene Ontology annotation, biological process: heme biosynthetic process. NCBI's taxonomy places the organism in Eukaryota, Metazoa, Chordata, Aves, Eurypygiformes, Eurypygidae. The annotation marks the transcript as partial. Gene Ontology annotation, molecular function: porphobilinogen synthase activity; zinc ion binding. The record is from RefSeq and is a predicted model, not a curated record. Gene Ontology annotation, cellular component: cytosol.
AUGCAGGCAGAUUCCCUUCUUCACAGCGGCUACUUCCACCCUGUGCUACGCUCCUGGCAGUGUACAGCGACCAGCUUUGAUGCCUCCAACCUCAUCUACCCCAUUUUUGUCACUGACAGCCCUGAUGCAGUGGAGCCCAUCCCCAGCCUCCCUGGACAAGCCAGGUAUGGAGUCAACAAGCUGGAGGGGAUGCUGCGGCCCCUCAUUGAGGACGGUCUGAAGUGUGUGCUCAUCUUUGGGGUGCCCAGCAAGAUCAAGAAGGAUGAGAGAGGCUCUGCUGCGGAUGCGGAGGACACACCUACCAUCCAAGCAAUCGGGAAGAUCCACUCCACCUUCCCGGAGCUGCUCAUUGCCUGCGAUGUCUGCUUGUGCCCUUACACCUCCCACGGACACUGCGGCAUCCUGCGUGAAGACAGCACCAUCCAGAACGACCUCAGCUGCCAGCGGCUGGCAGAGGUGGCACUGGCCUACGCCAAAGCAGGCUGCCACAUCGUUGCCCCCUCAGACAUGAUGGAUGGGCGCGUCGCGGCCAUAAAGAAGGCACUGAUCUCCCAUGACUUGGGCAACAAGGUCUCGGUGAUGAGCUACAGCGCCAAGUUUGCUUCCUGCUUCUACGGUCCCUUCAGGGAUGCUGCACUAUCCAAACCCGCCUUCGGAGACAGGCGAUGCUACCAGCUGCCCCCAGGCGCCCGGGGCCUGGCAAUCCGCGCCGUGGACCGGGAUGUGCGCGAGGGAGCGGACAUGCUGAUGGUGAAGCCGGGGAUGGUUUAUCUGGAUCUUGUGAGGGACGUCAAGGCUCGG